AUGAGGGGGAGGCCAAUCCGGAGGCCAAUCGAUGAGGAUCUGUUCGAUCCAGAAGCAACCGCCGUCGAAGAAACAGAACAGUUUGUUUUGGGUUCUCCAUUACAACAAAUCGAGUCUACGCAGGAUGUAGAGUCACUGAUCGUAGGGGGUCAUUUGAUCAACAUAACGGACGUUCCAUGGCAGGUUUCGGUUCAAAUCUACGGCUCCCACCUCUGUGGAGGUUCGAUAGUGUCCGAAAUCUGGAUUCUCUCAGCAGCGCAUUGUUUUACGAAGGGUCCUAGAUAUUACACCGUGCGUGCUGGCUCUAACGCCAAUGAUGAAGGUGGUCAGUUAAUUCAAGUGCUGUAUUACAUAAUUCAUCCGGAGAACAUCGAUUACACGAUUUCGUUCGAUUUGGCACUGGUCAAGUUGAAGCAAGAGCUACAAUUUCAAGAGAACGUUCAGCCCAUUGCUCUGAGUUCAGAAGAGCCAGCUGACGGAUCGAUGGGUUUGGUCUCGGGAUGGGGUGACACCUUUGCUGAAAAUGAAUCAACUGAAUUUCUUCGUGCCGCCGAGGUACUGAUAGUUGAUCGUGAGACUUGUUAUGAAGCAUACGUCAAUUGGUGGGAAAUCACUGACAACGAGAUCUGUGCGGGCAAUAUUGAGGUGGAAGGAAUCGGUGCAUGUUACGGCGACAGUGGAGGCCCCCUAGUUGUCGAAGGCAAGCUAGUUGGUGUAGUGUCAUGGGGCUUUGGCUGUGGCCUGCGAGGUUUUCCCGGUGUCUACGGAAAUGUGGCAGCUGCGUAUGACUGGAUAAUGGAAUCUACCAAGACCGCUUGA
Uranotaenia lowii is the source of this 819-nucleotide messenger RNA. Its product is annotated as trypsin-2-like. The transcript has 2 exons. The record is from RefSeq and is a predicted model, not a curated record. NCBI's taxonomy places the organism in Eukaryota, Metazoa, Arthropoda, Insecta, Diptera, Culicidae. The coding region runs from base 1 to 819 and encodes 272 amino acids. Gene Ontology annotation, biological process: proteolysis. Gene Ontology annotation, molecular function: serine-type endopeptidase activity.